AUGGCGUACUUGAACUACGAGGCCAUGGCCAUGGUGACUCGAUUCCUCUUGGCGACGGAGGAUGGGCCUUCAGCCGCCUUGCUGAGGUUCUGGGUGCGUUAUGAGCUGAAUGCCCCGUGGAAAGAGGACCACGGUAUCGCGUUCUUCAUGACAAGUGAAAUUCGCUCCAUGCCGGGCGAAGAGCGCUCGUGCCUCACAGCGGAGGUGCUGCGAUAUCUGGUGGAACAUCCUGGAAGACCGCUGAUGCUGCGCGUCUAUUUGCCUUCUGGGGAAGAAUUGGCGGCUAUACCUGUCGAGACCUUGAGCGACGUGCGAUCCCUGAAAGGGCAGUUGGAGCCAAUCUGUGGGUGGCCGCGCUUCAGGCUAAAGCUCCUGCAUGAUGGCCGGACUUUGGAUGACACCCUUCCGCUAAACUCUCCUCUGGAUGUCCAACUGAUCAAGCUGAGCAGCUUCACAAGCAGCUCGGAGGAGCAGAUACUCCAUUUCCAGAACGCAGUGAAGAGUGGCGAUGCAUCUGAGGUUGAGAAGAUCUUGAUGCACUCCCACGACCCCAAUUUGAAAACGUCAAUAUCCUCUCCCAGUCCACUCUCCAUCGCGUCGAAGGCAGGACAUGCCGACACAGUGCGGUUGCUCUUGGAGGCCAGGGCUCACUGUUCCAAAGCCAUCCGAUUUUGGGAAAAUCUAGAGGUUUUGCGGCUGCUGGUACCGAAAGGUUUUCAUGCCUUUGAUUCGUUGCAAGACAGCCUCUAUGAGGCAGUAGGAAGAGACGAGAUCGAGGCAAUCCAUUUGCUGCUUGAGGCACGUGCAAAACCCGAGCAUGAAAUACCCCAAGUGCGGGAUCCCCCUCUCCUUGAAGCAAUUUCGCAUCGGAACGUGGAGGCUCUCCGAGUACUGCUGCAGCAUCUGAGCGUGCGUUCAGAAGAAUCUUAUUGGGAGCGUGAUGACCGUAUGACGUGUUGUUGUCGAGGUGUUGUUACUGCGUCUUUUCACGGGAAUGCCGAGAUUCUGCGCGUGCUUUUGGAUGGACAUUCUUGGGGCCCUCUCGGCGACGAUUACUACGGUUUGCCCGUUGUGGAAGCCCUCCAUACUGCUGCUAAACGAGGACACCGCAGCAUCAUCGAAGUUUUUCGGCAACUGCUGGGUGGAGCCAUCUCAGGUUUCCUGGACGAGGCCCUGCAAAGUGCUGCUGUGUCAGAACGAGAUGAUGAUGGUUGGCUUCCAUGUUGGUCGUAUUCGUUGAAGUCUGUGGAGUUUUUGCUGGAAGAAGGCGCCCAUUUCACAGACAGCUUUCCCGCUCUGAUCAUCAUGCUUGAGCACGAUCCACGCGUAGAGGUUGCGCGCUCUCUGUUGGAAUUAAAGGCCGGAGUGGAUGUGCCCGUGCCCUUCUAUAAACUACCUGACGUGAACGAACGUCCCAUCACAUAUAGAAAUUGGAUCUUCCGCAAAAACAAAAAUGUCAUGGGGAUGACAGCCCUAAUGUAUGCGUCGGGGUGCGGCCACGUCAAGCUUGUGCGCAUGCUCUUGGAAGCACGAGCUGCCGCAAAUUAUGCUGACAGCAGAGGCCGAACAGCCUUUUCAUUGGCUUCCCAGCAUGGUCACGCAAAGGUGUUCCGUGUGCUGAUGCUGCGGAAACUGUCCGAGGUGGGUGCCAUCCACAAUGACUGCAGCUCAUCUAGUGAAUCUGCAUCCAGUGAUUCGGACACAGAAUCUGAAUUUGACUUAUUUGCGUAA
Durusdinium trenchii is the source of this 1731-nucleotide messenger RNA. The record is from the annotation of a GenBank genome assembly. Lineage: Eukaryota; Dinophyceae; Suessiales; Symbiodiniaceae.